Messenger RNA from Homalodisca vitripennis (glassy-winged sharpshooter), 532 nucleotides. Its product is annotated as cuticle protein 38-like. The transcript has 2 exons. The record is from RefSeq and is a predicted model, not a curated record. NCBI's taxonomy places the organism in Eukaryota, Metazoa, Arthropoda, Insecta, Hemiptera, Cicadellidae. The coding region runs from base 161 to 475 and encodes 104 amino acids.
GAGGUUACUCUCUGGAGUCCCAGACAAUAGGCCUGGGCCGGAGUCGACGUCCUGCCCGCUGGUCGUGUCCUUGAUCCUGUACUCUCUAUAAAAGCAGCAUCUUCAUCGGCAUCUCAUUUUGGCCCUUGCCGUCCAACAAUACUCACUUCCCGCCUACAAUAUGCUCGCUACCGUAGUUCUGGUAUUCGCAGCUGUGCUGGCUACACACGCCGCCCCCGCCCCCAGUUCUGUACUAUAUCCUGUGCUGCCAGCCGCCCCCCACGCCUAUCUCGUCAAGCCGUACGCCGCCGCCGCCCACGUGCUGCAGCCAGCCUCCUACUCCCACGUCUCUCAUACGCAGUACACCAGCCACCCCGUGCCUGCUGUAGCUGCCGUGCCCGCUGUCCCUGCCGUCCCCGUGGUGCACGCCGCCCCCGCACUCUAUCACACCCCCGUAGUCUACCAUGCUCCUGCCUCCGCCGCACUGGUUGUCUGAUCUGCCUAACUAAUGUACUUCUCGAGGAACCUGAACAAAUAAAUUACUUUAUAGAAA